AUGUCGGACGCUGACUUCGAGACCAUUCGGAAGCUCCAGGCAGAGCGCAACGCCUCAGCAGCUGCGAAAACAGGAUCGCGAUCCUCCAACGACCAACGAUCCGAGAGCGCAACCAAGGCGAAACUUACCGAGUCCUUCGAUACUGAGCUCUACGACCGCGAUGGAGGCGACAAAUAUGCCGGCUACCUCACGUCUAUUCCCGCGGCUGAAGGGGAGGAUGAAGAGAUGGAAGAUGCCGACAGCUCCCGCCGUCUAGUCGGCCAAUACACAGCAACUCGCGCGCAAAUCGACGAGUUUGCACACGGAAACGGAGUCGAAGAAGACGACCCCUUCGCUGGUAGGGGCGAGAACAGCACCAGGAUUACCGAUCGCGAAACUGACUAUCAGAAGCGCCGCUUCGACCGCGUCCUUACUCCCGACCGCGCCGAUGCCUUCGCGGCUAAUCGCCAAGCAGGCGCUGUUGACGAAGGUCAUACCUACCGCGAUGUGAUGGAACGGAGGGAGCUUGAGAGGGAGGAGGAGCGCGUGAAGCGCGCCAUCCAAGCCAAGCAGCGAGAUGGAGAUGGAGUUGACGGAGAACAUCAAGCGACCCUUCAAAACGGCGACAAAGAGAAUGCGGAAGCUGGAUCGACCGAGGCAGUAGCAGCUGGACGAAAGCGCAAGAAGAGAUGGGACGUCUCUUCGACGGCCGUGGACGAACCUACAUCUGAAGCUGUCGAUGGGAAAACCAAACGGUCGAGGUGGGACCAGGCACCAUCACUCUCGGUGCCUGGCGUAGUAGACGGGGCCAAGAAGCGUUCAAGAUGGGACCAGGCGCCCUCUGCGACACCGAUCGGUAGCAGUGGCCUCGUCACGCCGAUGCAUAGCUCUCAAGUCGGACCGGGUGCCACUCCGUCCUUCGGCGGAGACAUGCCCGGCGCACCUGGCAUACUGAGCGAUGAUGACCUCAACGUAUUGCUGCCGGGUGAUGGUCAAGGCUAUAAGAUUAUCGAACCCCCUGCUGGUUAUCCUGCAGGCCACGCGCCAAUUCAUAGGGUUUCUGCAACGCCUCUGCCGGCGAACUACGGGGGUUUCAUGAUGCAAGAUCCAGAGAGUGUCAGAACAGGCGGGAACCCGAUGCCAAAGGAAAUCCCAGGUGUCGGUGAGUUACAGUUCUUCAAGCAGGAGGAUAUGGCUUACUUCGGCAAGCUGGCGGAUGGAUCAGACGAGAACAGCCUGAGCGUCGAUGAGUUGAAGGAACGAAAGAUCAUGAGAUUGCUUCUCAAGAUCAAGAACGGUACACCUCCAAUGCGAAAAACGGCUCUCAGACAGUUGACGGAUAACGCAAGGCAAUUCGGUGCUGGACCUCUGUUCAACCAGAUUCUCCCUCUUCUCAUGGAAAAGACAUUGGAGGACCAGGAACGCCACUUGCUGGUCAAAGUCAUUGACCGAAUCCUCUGGAAGCUCGACGACCUCGUUCGUCCCUACGUGCACAAGAUUCUGGUCGUUAUCGAGCCAUUGCUCAUUGACCAAGACUACUAUGCCAGAGUGGAGGGUCGAGAAAUUAUCUCCAACCUCAGUAAAGCCGCUGGUCUAGCUACGAUGAUCAGCGUGAUGAGACCGGAUAUCGAUCAUGUCGACGAAUACGUCAGGAACACAACCGCGAGAGCGUUCGCCGUGGUGGCGUCGGCUCUUGGUAUACCGGCUCUCCUGCCAUUCCUUCGUGCCGUGUGCCGCAGCAAAAAGUCAUGGCAGGCCCGACAUACUGGUGUCAAGAUCGUACAGCAAAUUCCUAUUCUAAUGGGGUGUGCUGUUCUGCCCCACCUCAAGGGACUGGUGGACUGUAUAGGUUCCAAUCUGAACGACGAACAGACAAAGGUGCGAACCGUCACCAGUUUGGCCAUCGCAGCUUUGGCUGAGGCGUCCAACCCUUACGGUAUCGAGAGUUUUGACGAUAUCCUCAACCCCCUCUGGACAGGUGCCCGAAAGCAGCGAGGCAAAGGACUUACCGGAUUUCUGAAGGCCGUUGGUUACAUCAUUCCGCUCAUGGAUGAAGAAUACGCGAACUUCUAUACUUCACAGGUUAUGGACAUCCUGCUUCGAGAGUUCUCGUCGCCUGAUGAAGAAAUGAAGAAGGUGGUCUUGAAGGUUGUCUCUCAGUGCGCAGGCACUGAAGGUGUCACGGCUGGGUACCUCAAAGAGCACGUUCUUGACGAGUUUUUCAAGAGUUUCUGGGUCCGACGUAUGGCCCUUGAUAAGCGGAACUACCGACAAGUCGUCGAGACGACCGUUGACAUUGGCCAGAAAGUUGGUGCCAGCGAGAUUCUUGAGCGCAUCGUGGUCAACCUCAAAGAUGAGAGUGAACCCUACCGCAAGAUGACUGUUGAGACGGUGGAGAAGGUGGUGGCGAGUUUGGGAGCCGCAGAUAUUGGGGAGAGAUUGGAAGAGCGACUCAUUGACGGCAUCCUCCACUCCUUCCAGGAGCAAAGUGUUGAAGACAUUAUUAUGCUGAACGGCUUCGGAACGGUGGUGAACGCCUUGGGAACGCGGUGCAAGCCAUACCUACCUCAAAUUGUGUCGACCAUCCUAUGGCGCCUCAACAACAAGUCGGCCACUAUCCGACAGCAAGCCGCAGAUCUCAUCAGCCGCAUUGCCAUGGUUAUGAAGCAGUGUGGCGAGGAUGCCCUUAUGGGUAAGCUUGGUGUCGUGCUGUACGAAUACCUCGGUGAGGAGUAUCCUGAAGUGCUGGGUUCUAUUCUUUCGGCACUUCGUGGCAUCGUCACCGUUGUUGGUAUCAGCCAAAUGCAACCCCCAAUCAAAGAUCUCCUCCCUCGCCUUACCCCUAUCCUACGAAACCGUCACGAGAAGGUGCAAGAGAACACGAUUGAUCUGGUGGGACGUAUUGCCGACCGUGGACCAGAAAGUGUGAACGCAAGAGAAUGGAUGCGGAUCUGCUUCGAGCUACUAGACAUGCUCAAGGCACACAAGAAAGGUAUCCGAAGAGCAGCCAACAACACGUUUGGCUUCAUCGCCAAGGCAAUUGGUCCCCAGGAUGUGUUGGCAACCCUGCUAAACAACCUGAGAGUCCAAGAGCGACAGUCUCGUGUAUGCACAGCCGUGGCCAUCGGCAUUGUUGCCGAGACUUGCGCUCCCUUUACGGUGCUUCCAGCUUUGAUGAACGAGUAUCGGGUGCCGGAGCUGAACGUUCAGAACGGUGUUCUCAAGUCACUGUCUUUCCUCUUCGAAUACAUCGGAGAGAUGGCUAAAGAUUACGUCUACGCUGUGACACCACUCCUCGAGGAUGCCUUGAUCGAUAGAGACCAGGUGCAUCGGCAAACGGCAGCCUCGGUGGUGAAACACAUUGCGCUUGGCGUAGUCGGUCUGGGAUGCGAGGACGCCAUGGUCCAUCUCCUCAACGUAAUAUACCCCAACAUAUUCGAAACAAGCCCGCACGUCAUCGACCGCAUAGUGGAGGCCAUCGAAGCCAUCCGGGUGGCCGUCGGACCCGGUCUCGUGAUGAACUACGUCUGGGCUGGUCUCUUCCAUCCCGCCCGCAAGGUCAGACAGCCGUACUGGAGACUGUACAACGACGCGUACGUGUACCAGGCGGAUGCGCUGGUCCCCUACUACCCGAACCUCAACGAAGAGGGUAUCGACAGGCCCGAGCUGGCGAUUGUUUUAUAA
Anthostomella pinea is the source of this 3663-nucleotide messenger RNA. The record is from the annotation of a GenBank genome assembly. Lineage: Eukaryota; Fungi; Ascomycota; Sordariomycetes; Xylariales; Xylariaceae.